AUGGCUGCUUAUAAUCCCCAAGGACAGGUGGACGUUUCUCUACUAGACGGGGACAUCCCGGUGUUGUCCUAUAAUACGUCCAAUUUGUUGUCGAGGGCAAGCACGGUUGCUUCCACGGUCACCACCAGAACCUUACCUCCCAUUCAAAAUAAGAAAAACUACGAAAAUGGGACUUAUAUCGAUUGGGCCAAAGAGUCCCAGCCAAAGUAUUGGCCCUCGCUUACGUCGUUGAAAUGGUUUACCCUUGUGGCGUCUUCUUUAUUGGUGGGGUACAUUACCACUCUUAUUGAUUUGGUUUCGGUUUGGUUAAAUGAUUUGAGAAAAGGUUUGUGCUUUAGUAAAAGAGAUAAAUGGUCUUUACUUAAUCCUUAUUCUACUUGUCCUAAGGAUGAAUGGAGUGAUUGGUCGGAGAUUUUCUUCAAUUUUGAUAAUAAAUGGACUUCUGCACUCGUUGAUUUCCCAAUUUAUGCAUUUUUAAGUAUUAUUUGGUGUCUUAUUGCUGUUUAUAUAACAGUUAGUAAAGAACCAAGAAUCAGACAAUCGGGGAUUCCAGAAGUUAAGGCCAUCAUCUCGGGGUUGAAUUAUGACUUGCCAAACUACUUGGGUAAAAAAACCUUAUUCUAUAAAGUUAUUGGUUUAUGCUUUGUGGUGAGCUCUGGUUUAUGGUUAGGUAAAGAGGGUCCUUUGGUUCAUGUUUCUUGCUGUUUAUUGAAUAUCGUUUAUAGCUUGGUCUAUAGAUUAGAUGAUCCUAGAAGAAAACACGAAGGUUUAAGACGAGAACUAUUAAGUGCUGCAGUGGCCACGGGGAUAUCAGUAGCAUUUAAUUCUCCCAUUGGUGGUGUCCUUUUCGUCUUGGAAGCUUUACCCAGCUAUUUCUUCCCAACAAAAAUAAUGUGGAACUCUUUCGUUAGUGCCACUAUUGCAUCAGUCAUCUUAACCGGUUUCAAAAUCUUUACCGAAGGUGAAAACUUCAACGAAGGGGAUUUAUUUCAGGUCAAUUUCGGAAAUUUUAGUUGGUUAUUCAUGGAGAUCAUCCCGUUCCUACUUUUGGGGAUCUUGGGUGGUUAUUUUGGCUUUUUCUAUACUAUGUUCUACAAGAAGGUCUCUUCGGUCAAAUUCAAAUCAGCUCUUCAUAAAAAAUUAUGUUCAAUAUUUCACUUAGCUGAAGGUUAUGGUCCUUUUAUUGAAAUUGUAUUAUUAGUUUUAAUUAAUACCCUUCUGAGUUUCCCUGUUUCAAUGAAAAAACUACCCUUGGCUGCUUAUCUCAAAAUGCUAUUCACCGAUUGUCCUCCAGAGGAUUCAAAUCUUGAUUCAAACUCGGCCACUUUUAUGUGUAAAUCAUCAACCCCCAUCACCCUCUUGAAAUUAUUAUAUAUUAUGGUACAAGGCUUUUUGGUAUCAGCUUAUUCUUUUGGUCUUCCAAUCCCUGGUGGGGUCUUAAUGCCUUCGUUAGUAAUUGGUGCUACCGUUGGUCGAUUGCUUGGUAUCUUAUCUCAGAUAUUUCAAAACUUAUUCGACUUUGAUUAUUUAUCUACCUGCACUGAAAAAUCAUGUCUUGUUUCUCCGUCUUCCUAUGCAGUAGUUGGUGCUGCUGCGUUUAUGUCUGGUUUAACGAAAUUAACCAUGUGUGUUGUCGUGAUUAUUUUCGAAAUAACCGGUGCAGUUACUUAUGUCCUUCCUAUUAUGUGUUCCGUCAUGGUACUGAAAUUCGUAAAUGAUUGGUUGUGUAAUGAAAAUAUUUAUGAUUCUUGGUUAAUUUCUAAUCUUAAUACAAAAGAUUCAAACGAUCAUAUCAACCCAAGAAACGUUGGUUUGAAUGAUGGUAAAGGUAAUGGUUUAUGUGAUUUCACUAAUUUGAUUCCAAGUGUUAAAUUGAAAUUACCUGAUAUCCCAGUGAAAGAAGCUAUGGUUCCAGCAUCUAGUAUCCAAUGUAUUGAAUUAUUCCCUGAUGAUGGCCCCAAAACGAUUGAAAACUAUCAAAAAUUCAUCAGUAGCAAUAAUCACGAAGGUUACCCCUUGAUUGUAAGUUAUUCCAACCCUAUCAGUUUGGGUUAUGUAUCUAGACUGGAAUUACUUGACAAAAUUACAAAAGUAAAAGAUUCCAGUAAAAUUGUUAGUUUUCAACUAGCUGAUUUAUCAAACAAUCUUUGCUCACAACAAGCUCAAUUUGAAUUAGAAAUUCCCGAUGAGUCUUUAGUAAGAGUUGAUCUUCAAACAGAAGUCUCUUAUUUACUUGUAAACGAUGACAUGCCAUUACUUUUGGUACUUGAAAUGUUUGAAAAAUUAAGUUUAAAUUAUCUUAUAAUUAUGAAUGGUGAUGCAUCUUACAAGGAUUACAUGUGUGGAUUCGUUGAUAGAUUUAUCUUAUCAAGAUUAAUCGAUUCGAAAUUCGAAUCUUUAACUGAUUACAAUUUAUACGAGCAAGAAGUUAGAGAAUUCGAUUUGGAAAGUGCUUUGGAAGAUGACCGGUUGGUCCAUAGGCGAAGAGACCGUGUUAGCAUAGAAUUAUUAACGUAAAUGUAAUAUACUGAAUGAC
Molecule: messenger RNA, 2536 nt
Organism: Hyphopichia burtonii NRRL Y-1933
Lineage: Eukaryota; Fungi; Ascomycota; Pichiomycetes; Serinales; Debaryomycetaceae
Exons: 1
Coding region: 1-2517 (838 amino acids)
Biological process (GO): transmembrane transport; chloride transport
Cellular component (GO): membrane; Golgi apparatus; early endosome
Molecular function (GO): voltage-gated chloride channel activity
Source: RefSeq, a predicted model, not a curated record